This is a messenger RNA of Symbiodinium necroappetens, 291 nucleotides long. Lineage: Eukaryota; Dinophyceae; Suessiales; Symbiodiniaceae. The record is from the annotation of a GenBank genome assembly.
GAGAAGUUUACCUAUGCGCACUGGCCUGACUGCUGCUACCUACUCACCGCGGACGGCGACGCCGCGGCGGAUCGGAAGCUCAAAGCCUUUGGUCCGCUGACGUCAGAGGAGGGAUUCCUCCAGCAUGCGGAGUCCACAAGGGUCCUCGUUCACGCAUCCACACAGCGAGUGGUGGGUGUGAGGGUUGGAAACGGGGAUGACUGCUAUUUGUUGCAGUCCGUCAUUGGAAGCGCAGAGCUUUGCGAGCAGCUGCGAGGUCAAGAAGCUUCAGCAAGCUGCUCAUUACUGUAG